Molecule: messenger RNA, 576 nt
Organism: Schistocerca serialis cubense
Lineage: Eukaryota; Metazoa; Arthropoda; Insecta; Orthoptera; Acrididae
Product: ankyrin repeat domain-containing protein 65-like
Exons: 2
Coding region: 1-576 (191 amino acids)
Cellular component (GO): cytoplasm; nucleus
Molecular function (GO): protein binding
Source: RefSeq, a predicted model, not a curated record
AUGGCGUGGCGCGUCUCCCCCGCGUGUGCUUCGCCGAGGCGAAAAACUACAAGAGAAACUUCGCAGUUCUUUUUAGUUAAUAUAGUUACGAGGCUCUCUGCAAAGGAGAGAUGCAGCAGGCUGAUCCAGGUGGCCGAGCAGGGGGCAGUGGGGGAGCUGAGGGCGCUGCUCGCCGAGGGGGCCGACGUGGAGGCGAGGGGCGGUGUGUGGGGGUGGACUGCCCUGCACUGUGCAGCACACAGGGGAGACGUCGAGGUGGCGUGGCUGCUGGUGGAGGCGGGGGCGGGGGUGGACGCCAGAGACAGCUGGUGGCAGAGGACGCCUCUGCACGUGGCUGCAAUGUGGGGCGGCACUGCUGUGGCGAGGCUGCUUCUGAGGGCGACUGCCGAUCCCAACGCCAGGGAUGGCAGAGGGUGGACGCCGCUGCACUGGGCGGCAGCCAAUGGCCAUGCAGAAGUAGCGGCUGUGCUGCUCGAGGCGGGAGCUGACAAGGGGGCCACAGCUAGUGAUGGUCGGACUGCACUGGACCUCGCCAGUGAUGAAAACGAGAGGAGGCUGAUGGAGUUGCUGUCAUGA